Molecule: messenger RNA, 1389 nt
Organism: Cryphonectria parasitica EP155
Lineage: Eukaryota; Fungi; Ascomycota; Sordariomycetes; Diaporthales; Cryphonectriaceae
Exons: 4
Coding region: 1-1389 (462 amino acids)
Biological process (GO): protein K63-linked deubiquitination
Cellular component (GO): membrane; endosome
Molecular function (GO): protein binding; metal-dependent deubiquitinase activity; K63-linked deubiquitinase activity
Source: RefSeq, a predicted model, not a curated record
AUGAACACCACCUGGUCACUGCCUGACAGGCCCCUGAGCAUUGAGGAGAUCACGAGUGAGGCCAACAAUUUCAAGUACAGCAACAAUGUCCCCUUCAAACAUUGGCUGCGCGCUGCAGACUCACUCCACCGCCAGGGCAAGGCAUAUGUUCGAGAUGGCAACCUGGCCCAGGCCUACCUCCUCCUCUACCGAUUCUCUACCCUCGUGAUCAAAUACAUUCCAACACACCCUGAAGCCAAAGACCCAGAGGGCAAGAAUACCUUGAAGGCCCUUAGAGCCAGAACAAAACCUGUCCUCGAGACCCUGUCUGAGCUCAACCCUCAGCUGAAAGCUGCAUACGAUGAAUGGGUUAAGAUCCAUGAGACUCAGCAGGAUGCCUCAACUCAUCUGGAUGGGGAGAAAUCCUCCUUUGCGAAGCGUGCUUCCAAGGAUCCAGCACUGUCAUGGAACCCCAGAGUCCGCGCCAAACUAUUGGAUGCAGAUGACAAUCAAGAACUUGCGGUAGACCUGGCGAACCGAGAGAUCAGACGGCGCGAUGCGGCUCGUAAGGCGACCCGCCAGGCCGGAAUCUCAGAAGAGGAGGAGCAACAGAGGCGGACCGCGGGUCUAUGGGAUAACUGGGACGCGCCUGCAACGAGGAAAAGAAGCGUCGAUGAUGGUGACAUCAGGCUCAACAUGGAUGCCGUGCGCCGCAGGCUCGACCAGGCCGACCAGGCCCGGCAGCCACCUAGCCCAGACGGUAUUCGUUCUCAAUCCAGCACCUCCAACUUCUACGAUCGAGCACCAUCUGAGCGAUACACGUUUCGGCCUGCCGCAUACCUCGAGAACGGCACCCCACUCCGGUCCAUCUUUCUCCCCACUGGUCUCCGUGAUGAGUUUCUCCGGUUGGCAGGGCCAAACACCCGGAAGGGACUGGAGAUGUGUGGCAUCUUGUGUGGUACCGCUGUCAACAAUGCCUUGUUCAUCAGCUGUUUGGUCAUCCCGCAGCAGACCUGCACCUCUGAUACGUGCGAGACGGACAAUGAGGAGGCGGUCAUGGAGUUCUGCAUGCAGGAAGACUUGAUGGUGUUCGGUUGGAUCCACACCCACCCAACGCAGUCCUGCUUCAUGAGCUCCAGAGACAUGCACACCCAGUCGGGCUACCAGGUGAUGAUGCCCGAGAGCAUUGCCAUCGUCUGCGCCCCUAGAUCUGAGCCCUCCUUCGGCAUCUUCCGUCUUACCAACCCACCUGGUCUGGACCAUAUCCUGCGCUGCACCCAGUCCGCCACAUUCCAUCCACAUAGCCUCGACAACCUGUACACGGAUGCCGUACACCCUACGGGGCAUGUCUACCACUCCAGUCAGAUGGACUUUACCGUCGAGGACUUACGGACAAAGUCGAGGAAAUAA